AUGGAGUCCAGAGCUUCUGUCUUUAUUCUUGUCCUGCUGCUCGGCUUCUCCCAGGCUUUCAAACUCGACGCUCCCCAGCCAAUGGACAUCUCAUCACAAAUUCUCACCACAAAUAACGGAUCCAGUGAACUGUUGGUGGAGGGAGACAUACUUUUGCCAGAAAACAGGAACUCCAUGGUCUGCCUCAAUAACAACUGCUUCUGGAAGAAGUCCUCAACUGGCUUGGUGGAGGUGCCUUAUACAGUGAGCAAUGAUUUCUCAUUUUCUGACAGGAAUGUAAUUGCAAAUGCCAUGGCCACCUUCCACAGCAAAACCUGCAUUCGUUUUGUUCCCAGGAUGUUUCAAACUGAUUAUCUCAGCAUUGAAAACAAAGACGGGUGUUACUCCUCUGUGGGCAGAACUGGUGGUGCUCAGGUGGUCUCUCUGAACAGGGAUGGUUGUAUGGUCAAUGGUAUCGUCCAACACGAGCUGAACCAUGCUCUAGGGUUCUAUCAUGAGCAGACCAGAAGUGACAGAGAUCUUCAUGUUAUUAUCAACUGGCAAAACGUCGACCCAGCAAUGCAGCACAAUUUUAACAAGGAGAACACCAACAACCUGAACACACUGUAUGACUACUCCUCCGUGAUGCACUAUGGAAGAAAAGCUUUUUCCAUCAAUGGUCUGGACACCAUCACACCCAUUCCUAAUGCAUAUGUGCAGAUUGGACAGAGACAAGAUCUGUCUGUCAUUGACAUCCAGAGGAUCAACAAACUCUACAACUGCUGA
This is a messenger RNA of Trichomycterus rosablanca, 765 nucleotides long. RefSeq names its product hatching enzyme 1.2-like. The record is from RefSeq and is a predicted model, not a curated record. The coding region runs from base 1 to 765 and encodes 254 amino acids. Lineage: Eukaryota; Metazoa; Chordata; Actinopteri; Siluriformes; Trichomycteridae. Gene Ontology annotation, molecular function: zinc ion binding; metalloendopeptidase activity. Gene Ontology annotation, biological process: proteolysis. The transcript has 4 exons.